CGCGGGGCCACCCCCCUGCCUUUGUGCUCCAGGGUUUGCCUUCCCUGACUGGGCCUACAAGCCGGAGUCGUCCCCGGGCUCUCGGCAGAUCCAGCUGUGGCACUUUAUCCUGGAGCUGCUGCGGAAGGAGGAGUAUCAGGGAGUCAUCGCCUGGCAGGGGGACUACGGCGAGUUCGUCAUCAAGGACCCCGACGAGGUGGCCCGCCUCUGGGGGGUCCGCAAGUGCAAGCCCCAGAUGAAUUAUGACAAGCUGAGCCGGGCCCUGCGCUAUUAUUACAACAAACGGAUUCUGCACAAGACCAAGGGGAAGCGUUUCACCUACAAGUUCAACUUCAACAAGCUGGUGCUGGUUAAUUACCCCUUCAUCGACAUGGGGCUGGCUGGGGGUGCCGUGCCCCAGAGCGCCCCGCCAGUGCCAUCGGGCGGCAGCCACUUCCGCUUCCCUCCCUCGACGCCCUCUGAGGUGCUGUCCCCCACUGAGGACCCCCGUUCACCACCUGCCUGCUCUUCGUCCUCCUCUUCUCUCUUCUCGGCUGUGGUUGCCCGCCGCCUGGGCCGGGGCUCCGUCAGUGACUGUAGCGAUGGCACCUCGGAGCUGGAGGAGCCGCUGGGAGAGGACCCCCGGGCCCGGCCCCCCGGCCCUCCGGAGCUGGGUGCUUUCCGAGGCCCCCCGCUGGCCCGCCUUCCCCAUGACCCUGGUGUCUUCCGGGUCUACCCCCGGCCCCGGGGGGCCCCCGAGCCUCUAAGCCCCUUUCCUGUGUCGCCCCUGGCUGGGCCCGGCUCCCUGCUGCCCCCUCAGCUCUCCCCGGCUCUGCCCAUGACGCCCACCCACCUGGCCUACACGCCCUCACCCACCCUGAGCCCCAUGUACCCUGGUGGUGGCGGGGGCCCUAGCGGCUCUGGGGGAGGAGGCUCUCACUUCUCCUUCAGCCCCGAGGACAUGAAACGGUACCUGCAGGCCCACACCCAAAGUGUCUACAACUACCACCUCAGCCCUCGCGCCUUCCUGCACUACCCCGGCCUGGUGGUGCCCCAGCCCCAACGCCCCGACAAGUGCCCACUGCCGCCCCUGGCACCUGAGACCCCGCCGGUUCCCUCCUCGGCUUCCUCCUCCUCCUCUUCCUCUUCUUCCUCCCCCUUCAAGUUCAAGCUCCAGCCGCCCCCGCUUGGACGCCGGCAGCGUGCAGCUGGGGAGAAGGCUCCGGUGGGCCCUGACCAGAGCGGCAGUGGGCCUGGCCGGUUGGGUGAGGGGUCAGGGACCUUGGCUCCACCCCCGCCGCCCCAGAUCAAGGUGGAGCCCAUCUCAGAAGGGGAGUCAGAGGAGGUGGAGGUGACUGACAUCAGUGACGAGGAUGAGGAAGAUGGAGAGGUGUUCAAGACCCCCCGUGCCCCGCCUGCGCCCCCCAAGCCUGAGCCCGGCGAGGCGCCCGGGCCAACCCAGUGCAUGCCUCUUAAGCUGCGCUUUAAGCGGCGCUGGAGCGAGGACUGUCGCCUGGAAGGGGGUGGGGGCACCGCCGGGGGCCUGGAGGAUGAGGGUGAGGACAAGAAGGUGCGAGGGGAGGGGCCCGGGGAGGCCGGGGGGCCGCUCACCCCAAGAAGAGUCAGUUCUGACCUCCAGCAUGCCACAGCCCAGCUCUCGCUGGAACCCCGAGACUCCUGAGGGCUGUGGGCUGGGGACUGUCCCU
Echinops telfairi (small Madagascar hedgehog) is the source of this 1685-nucleotide messenger RNA. RefSeq names its product ETS2 repressor factor (gene ERF). The record is from RefSeq and is a predicted model, not a curated record. The transcript is spliced from 3 exons. Gene Ontology annotation, cellular component: nucleus. The coding region runs from base 236 to 1660 and encodes 474 amino acids. Gene Ontology annotation, molecular function: sequence-specific DNA binding; DNA-binding transcription factor activity, RNA polymerase II-specific. Lineage: Eukaryota; Metazoa; Chordata; Mammalia; Afrosoricida; Tenrecidae. Gene Ontology annotation, biological process: cell differentiation; regulation of transcription by RNA polymerase II.